Molecule: messenger RNA, 3915 nt
Organism: Pelobates cultripes (western spadefoot toad)
Lineage: Eukaryota; Metazoa; Chordata; Amphibia; Anura; Pelobatidae
Source: the annotation of a GenBank genome assembly
CCUCAUAUCCCUACCUGCACCCCCAUAUCCUAACCUGCGCCCCAAUCAAAUCCCAACCUACCCCCAUAUCCUACCCUGCCUCCCCAUAUCCCAACCUAUCCCCCCAUUUCCUAACCUACCCCCUCCAUCAAAUCCCAACCUACCCCCAUAACUUCCCAGUUACCCAUCCCACCCCAUACCCCAGUCACCUCUUCUCCUCACCCUCGGCCAUCAUAUCCCACCCCAUGUUACCCUCGGCCAUCAUACCCCCUCAAUACCCAUCCUCCUCUGUACAUGCCACAUUUACUGCAUCCCAUUAACCAAUUUGAUACUGCCUCUAUUACAUUUCCCUUUUUACCCCUCUCGGAUACCCCCUUCCAUUCAUCCUGUGUCUCUAACCUACUAUUAAACCUCUGAUACCCAUUUAAUCCAUUUCCCAGCAAUACCUCCUUUACAUGUUUCCCAGUCACCCCUCUCGGAAACUUCAUUACAAUCACCCUUUAUCUGAGUUAUCCAUUCAGUAACCCAUUUAACCCACUCAAACAUCUUUCAAUCCCUGUGAAAUCUUUCCAUUGCCCCAAAGUACCAUUCACAUAUCAUACCCCAUAAUUGUUCCUUAUGCCCCACACUUUAUAUCCUCCUGCAGUCUGAGCUUGCCCACCUGGCACGCCACCAUGUUAAAGUGUAUCCCUCUCUGGCGCUGUAACCGCCAUGUGGAGUCUGUGGACAAACGACAUUGCUCCCUGCAGACUGUGCCAGAGGAGGUAUAUCGCUACAGCCGGAGUCUGGAGGAGCUACUAUUAGAUGCCAACCAGCUGCGGGAACUUCCCAAGGUGAGCCUGGAAUGACGCUUCUAGUGAUUAAAAUGGCAUGUGGACACCUCGCUGUCAUGUUUCAUUACAGAACGCCCAGAUAUAAUCUGUAUAAUCACUCGUGUGGGGCAUUUAAAGCUAACCGCAUUAUGCCCAAUACAACCGCCUUAGCGGAACGUUGUAAAAUGAAUGAAUUACACUCAUUGGAUUCAUGGGGCAGACGCCUCUCUAACCGUCACCCUGUGUGUAGGAGGGAUGUACCGCCUGGGUACUGUUUUGAUGGAAAUGGUACUUUUUACAUCCCCAUUUAACAUGCUGGUGGUGCUUGACUUUUGUCUCCGUGCUGCAGGUUUUGUGGCUUGUGAUGACAUCCACCCUGUAAGAUAAUAGAAACAUUGCAAUUAGCUGCUCGCAUGCUAAUCCACGUCCUUGUUUUGUUUAUUGGAGAGGGCAGCUGCUUAGGAAUGUCUAUUUUUGGGUCUGACUGCCAGCUGGUUCGUCCCUUACACCUCAGGUACCUGCCCAUCUCCUGGGCCCAGUGUCGGAAUCUGGGAACAUAUGGUAAUUCAGUCUGGUAUUUAGCAUGGUCCUUGAGAUGAAGUUUCACAGUCAUCUAUUGUUACUCGUUAACCUGUUCGCUGCUUAGUUAGCUGGCUACGAUUGUUUAUUGAUAUCCUUAUACCAAGCAGAGACUAAGACUACCUUAGAAAUGGAUUUCAGACCCACAGCCAGUUGUUCCUCCGUUCGGUAUCCAGGACAUACUUGAAAACUAGGGAAAUCCCAAUGUAUCAUUUCUGAUAAAAUAUUUUAUAAAUAAAUCCACUAACUAUCCCCACGCUAACGCUCUGGCUGGGCUUAGAAGCUGUAGGACUUGCCGUCAUGCUGCCCAAUUGUUUAUUAGAAAGCGUUGCUUCUGAGUGAAGCUGUUAUGGUCAUCGUAGCCGUUCUAUCAGCAGUGUAUUUAAUCAUACCGAUUAAAGAGGUAUUUUGUCCUGAGUUUUAUUUCCUUGUGUACUGGUUCUGAUUCUGUUAAUUGUUGUGUUCCAGUGUCCACCUAGUUAAGAGCUGAUUUCAGAGUAUAGUGCCUUGCUGUUUAAUAGGUUAAAGAGACAGUUCUUCAUGAAGCGAUCUAAGGACCGUGACCUGUCUCACGGGUUAGAGACAGUCUUACCUGACGUGAUCUAUUGACAGUGACAUGUCUCAUAGCUUGGAGACAGUCCUACGUGAAGCGAUCUAUUGACAGUGACAUGUCUCAUGGGUUAGACAGUCCUACGUGAAGCGAUCUAUUGACAGUGACAUGUCUCAUGGGUUAGACAGUCCUACGUGAAGCGAUCUAUUGACAGUGACAUGUCUCAUGGGUUAGACAGUCCUACGUGAAGCGAUCUAUUGACAGUGACAUGUCUCAUGGGUUAGACAGUCCUACGUGAAGCGAUCUAUUGACGGUGACAUGUCUCAUGGGUUAGACAGUCCUACGUGAAGCGAUCUAUUGACGGUGACAUGUCUCAUGGGUUAGACAGUCCUACGUGAAGCGAUCUAUUGACGGUGACAUGUCUCAUGGGUUAGACAGUCCUACGUGAAGCGAUCUAUUGACGGUGACAUGUCUCAUGGGUUAGACAGUCCUACGUGAAGCGAUCUAUUGACAGUGACAUGUCUCAUGGGUUAGACAGUCCUACGUGAAGCGAUCUAUUGACGGUGACAUGUCUCAUGGGUUAGACAGUCCUACGUGAAGCGAUCUAUUGACGGUGACAUGUCUCAUGGGUUAGACAGUCCUACGUGAAGCGAUCUAUUGACGGUGACAUGUCUCAUGGGUUAGACAGUCCUACGUGAAGCGAUCUAUUGACGGUGACAUGUCUCAUGGGUUAGACAGUCCCACGUCCCAUUGACGGUGAAUGUCUCAUGGGUUAGACAGUCCCACGCGGAAGUAUCUAUUGACGGUGACAUGUCUCAUGGGUUAGACAGUCCUACGUGAAGCGAUCUAUUGACGGUGACAUGUUUCAUGGGUUAGACAGUCCUACGUGAAGCGAUCUAUUGACGGUGACAUGUCUCAUGGGUUAGACAGUCCUACGUGAAGCGAUCUAUUGACGGUGACAUGUUUCAUGGGUUAGACAGUCCUACGUGAAGCGAUCUAUUGACGGUGACAUGUCUCAUGGGUUAGACAGUCCUACCUGAAGCGAUCUAUUGACAGUGACAUGUCUCAUGGGUUAGACAGUCCUACGUGAAGCGAUCUAUUGACGGUGACAUGUCUCAUGGGUUAGACAGUCCUACGUGAAGCGAUCUAUUGACGGUGACAUGUCUCAUGGGUUAGACAGUCCUACGUGAAGCGAUCUAUUGACGGUGACAUGUCUCAUGGGUUAGACAGUCCUACGUGAAGCGAUCUAUUGACGGUGACAUGUCUCAUGGGUUAGACAGUCCUAUGUGAAGCGAUCUAUUGACGGUGACAUGUCUCAUGGGUUAGACAGUCCUACGUGAAGCGAUCUAUUGACGGUGACAUGUCUCAUGGGUUAGACAGUCCUACGUGAAGCGAUCUAUUGACGGUGACAUGUCUCAUGGGUUAGACAGUCCUACGUGAAGCGAUCUAUUGACGGUGACAUGUCUCAUCGGUUAGACAGUCCUACGUGAAGCGAUCUAUUGACGGUGACAUGUUUCAUGGGUUAGACAGUCCUACGUGAAGCGAUCUAUUGACGGUGACAUGUCUCAUGGGUUAGACAGUCCUACGUGAAGCGAUCUAUUGACGGUGACAUGUUUCAUGGGUUAGACAGUCCUACGUGAAGCGAUCUAUUGACGGUGACAUGUUUCAUGGGUUAGACAGUCCUACGUGAAGCGAUCUAUUGACAGUGACAUGCUUAAGGUGCACCUGCCAUCACUUACAUAAGAUGGCUUCAUUUUAAAGUGUAUGACUUGCACUGUGCUAGUCCAAUGUUAUGUCGUCUUGUAUUUACAGGCUGCCUAUUGGCAUAGCAGUAAAGACUUUAUUAACCUGUGGAUGCAGAGCUGGCAUACACUGACACCAGGAAUUGUAGAAGGCCAGUCAGCUCAGGGCAGUCAGCUCUGCAGCUUUGUGGCCUUCUACAGAAGUUGGAGUAAGAAAAAGUGGGCACGAGUUAAAUAUUCCUUUAUUGUGUGA